CACACCACAGACUGCUUCACAGUUUUUCCUCAGUCGCUUUGACACAAUUAAGCCUAAGGUGACAAUUUUUAGUUUCAGCAUCUCUGCUGGGUGAUAAGUUAUCAAAUUUCUCUCAGACUAUUUAUCAACAUAUUUAUUGUGUAAAUCCAUAUGUAAAAUAUUGAAUCCAACCAUCAUUAUGUUGUAAACACAAAUAAAAUUCAGAAAUGUCACUAAUCUGGUAUUGUAAUAAUGCCAGAAGAAUUGAAAAAAGGCCAUUCUUGAGAUUCAAACAGUAACAUGUUUCUUGAUGAUUUGAGCAACCACAUGUUGUCAUUUCACUUUUCAAGCACAUUUAUACCCCAGAUAACUCCAUCAGACAGGACUAGAUUUGAGAGUAAAGAGGGAGGCCAACGGAUAAGAUGUUGGGUAUGGUUGCACUACCUAGCCCAAGUUUGUGCCUUUUGUGUAUUAUAAUUUCAUAAUGGUAGGCUGAUACAUGGGAGUCACAAAGUCUGACAAAAGACUUGUUCCACUUAUUUGUAACAUAUUUAGGCCACUAUUCAGUUGGCUGAAGAGGAAAUUCUGUCAAUCUUAAUCAAGUUAAAUGAAUGAAUUACUUAACUGAUGAAUGAAUGGAAAGUGUCAAUUUGGUGACAGCAGGCCUACAGCAGUUGAUUAAUUUAUUUCUGAGACAUGAGUUUAACAUUUACUUGUAGCUUUUGCAAGUUGAAUAAAAGUGAAUAAAGUGUUGUGACUCACAGUCACUGGCGGUUGUUUCAGUAUUGAGAAAAUGUGCGUAAGCGCUCAACUUUGAUAUAACUAUCAACUCAGCUCUAGGCUUAAAGACAGUUCACUGCCUGUAGCCUACAUGUUGUCGGGAAGCGAUACAUUACUACGCAUGCGUGCCACGGAGCAACUUCUAGUUGAUACGUUACGUCUCACAGUUACGUCUCACAACAUGUCUUCAUUAGGUUCAACAUUACAGAUUACAAAUGUUAAUAGUAUGCAAAAAACGCCAACAUUAAUAUGACACCUACAGUAGUUUUUCUAAGCGACCUGGGGGGUGUAAGCGAAGAAGGAAGUAGUUCAAAAUUACUCCCAGAAGAUUUUUCAUCUUUGUUUUGUAGUUGGCAAACGGCCCGAGCCGGCAGACCCUGCUACGUCACUUCCUCAAGUUAUUUCCAUUUGUUUGUGGCAAACGCUCUCAGUUAUCUAGUACAUUACACACCAAAGAUAACGUUACAGUUUUAUCUUACAACAUGUCAGGGAGGAACUUGUCUUGUCUAUAUUUACCAUAAAUCGACGUAACCUGAAAUUAUGCGAGAAAUACAAUAGCUACCAAACGUGUUAGCGUUAGCAAAGACAGGAAAACGUGCGUUCGCAAACACAAGUAGUUGGUCGGCUAACGGUAGCUAGCUAGUUUGGGGUUAAUUGGCUAACUAUUGUUCGCUUCCUUAUUCCUGGUUACCCUUGGUGUUGUAGUGUUGGCUAACGUUAGCUGACUUACUCACAAUUGCAAACUGAUGGAGUGCCCUCAUCUGAACUCAAACGUGAGCUUUACGAUCGAUUCCUCCAGGUUCCCUAAUGGUACUCCUUCCUCCUGGUGCUGCAACGUUUGCAGAUCUAAUAAAAGUCCAUGGAUUUGCCUUACCUGCCUGAUGGUCCACUGUGGACGGUAUGUUAAUGGCCAUGCAAAGAAACACUUUGAAGAGAGUCAUGUCUUUGGCAUUAGCCAAAGGAAGGGUGAGAAACAGGACAAAGAGAAAUCUCAUCAUUCUGUCUGCAUGGACUGCAGCAACUACAGCGUAUUUUGUUACAGAUGUGAUGACUUUGUUGUAAAUGACACCAAACUCGGGCAGGUGCAGAAGGUGAGGGAACAUCUCCAGAGUUUAGAAAACUCAGCGCUGAUGGGUGACAGACAAAGGAAAAGAAAACUUCAGGAAAGCCCAGCUCCAGACAACAAAAUGUUAAAAGACAAUGAUGGGGUGGCUUUAGGUGCUACAGGCCUGCGGAACUUGGGCAAUACAUGCUUCAUGAAUGCCAUUCUGCAGUCCCUCAGUAACAUAGAGCAGUUCAGCUGUUACUUCAAGGAGUUGCCUGCAGUGGCUCUGCGCAGUGGUAAGACGGCAGGAAGAAGGAUGUACCACACCCGCAGCCAAGGGGACAACAGUGUGUCUUUGGUGGAGGAGUUCAGGAAAACCCUUUGUUCCCUGUGGCAAGGGAGCCAGACCGCAUUCAGUCCGGACUCCUUAUUUUAUGCUAUAUGGAAAAUCAUGCCAAGCUUCAGGGGUUACCAGCAGCAGGACGCCCAUGAGUUCAUGCGUUACCUGCUAGACCACCUCCACAGGGAGCUCCAGUACAGCCGGAACGGGGCAGCUCACCCAGUCUCACCUCAGGAUGGGGUCAGACUCUCCACCGCAGAGGGCAAAUGCUGCAUAAACGGGACUGCCAGUGUUGUCACUUCUAAUUUUGGUGGUAUACUUCAGAACGAAGUGAACUGCUUGAUAUGUGGGACAGAAUCUCGAAAGUUUGACCCAUUUCUUGAUCUGUCUUUGGACAUUCCCAGCCAGUUCAGACAAAAGAGAAGUAAGGACCAGGAGCCAGGGCCGACAUGCACCUUACGUGACUGCUUACGAAGCUUCACUGACCUGGAAGAGCUUGAUGAAACAGAGCUGUACUAUUGCCAUAAGUGUAGAAAACGACAGAAAUCCACCAAGAAGUUCUGGAUCCAGAAGCUGCCAAAGGUUUUGUGUCUGCACCUCAAAAGGUUCCAUUGGACAGCCUUUUUAAGAAAUAAAGUGGACACCUAUGUGGAAUUUCCACUGAAAGGUCUGGAUAUGAAGGGCUACCUGCUCGAGCCAGAGAACUCGUUACCAGAAAGCUGCCUGUAUGACCUUGUUGCUGUUGUAGUGCAUCAUGGCUCUGGGGUUGGAUCGGGGCAUUACACAGCAUACGGCAGCCACGAAGGCCGCUGGUACCACUUCAAUGACAGCACAGUGACUCUGACCAAUGAAGACACAGUGAGGAAGGCCAAGGCCUACAUCCUCUUCUACGUGGAGAGGACUGACCAGGUGGCCUCAGACAAGACUGCCACGAACAGCACAGCUGCAGUCACAGUCAAACCCGCUGUGGACGCAGCAGCCGCGGACACUGUUUCUUCAGAAGUAGUUGCUCAGGACAAGGUUGCAUCAGACCCGAUGGCCACAGACAGUGUUUUGAUGGACGUGGCGGCCCCAGAUAAUGCUGCAUUGGAAAAUGUGGGCAAAGCCAUGGCUGCACUGGAUGAAGCUGGCACAGAGAGAAUUGGUUCAGUAAAUGCUGCAACAGAUAGGGAUACCUCAGACACGGCUGCAACAGAGGAUGCUAGCCAAGCUAUACAAGCCGCGGCACAAUGAUUUUGUCAGACUGCCUCAGAGCAGAUCCUCACUCCACUCUGGCUUCACCUCAGUCACAUUUCUCACAGUGCUUGAUUUAAAUAGUUCAUUUUCACGUUUAAAGCUAGGGUAGGCAAUUUAUUUUAGAAGCAUUUUUUUGUAUUUGUUGAAAUUCUCUUUACUUUUUGAGAGCAAUCAAUAAAUCAAAUGCUCUAACAAAAAAAGAAGAAAAUCCAGGCUGCAAGCCUGUAAUAAGUCCAUCCAGUCAUUUCAUUCGGUCCGCAUGAAAUGAUUGGAUGGCCUACCUGCCUGUUUACCUACCUACCUGCGUACACUCUGCCCAUCUCUUUCAUUGUCCGCCUCCAAAACCUCCUCACUCACCAGUCCGUCAGAGAGCCAAGUUUACUUCCAUGAAAGUCUCUCGCUCCAGCAUUGUUGAUAAGAUUAUGUGCCGUUCAGUUUCCCCCGCCUACAGGAAGUAGUCUGAUGAUCGCACAUCGCUUUUCAUUCUGCUUUCUGUUGAUAUUCCCAUCUUUUUUUUUUUUUUUCCUCUCCUGCAAUUCAUGCAGUCCCAUUACUUCCUAUUCGUUGGUAUCCCGCUGCUCGUCUGACCUCCAAACUUUCCGCUGUGUGAGUGAGUGCUGUAGUAAACUGUUGUGUUGUGUGCGCGUACGAAGCGCGUGCAUAUGCGCGUGCUCUUCUGGUGGGAGGAGCUUUGGACAGAGAGGAGAGGGGGGAGAGCUGCAGGGGGAGGGCUGUAUUUUAAAUUCUGGUGUUUUUUUUUGUUUGUUUUUUUUUGUUUUUUUUUUUGCCUUUUCCAGAAAACAGCCUACCCCAGCUUUAAUGUAUGUGCAAGUAUUUUGUUUUUAUGACCUGCAUGACAGCAUCAUGUAUAAUUUGCUGCUCGAUUUUGUUUGUUUAGUAUGACAUUUUACAUUUUUUUUUGAUGUUGUAUUCCUCGGUUGAGGUAGACUUCUCUCCGUAUGUAAUAGAUUCCAAAGGUGAUCGUUUAAAAGAAUGAAGUAAAAGCUUUAGCCUUGGAAAACCUCUGUUGGUCCAAUGUUUAGCCUAGACUGACAAUAUCCAUUGUGUCAAGACACUGUGUCAUUGUAACAAUAUUUGGUGUUUCUAUUGUUUUUAAAGUUUCCAAUUUUAUAUUUUCCACCUCUUAAGAACCUCGUAGUUCUGUUUUCCAGUUAGGGGAGAUUUUAGGCUUUAGAAUGCAAUGCAUUUAUUGACUGACAAGUGCUCAUUAGGGCUGUAAAAAGUUGUUUUUAACCUCUUGACCAGAACCAAUGUGAAAGAAUCAUUCUCAAAUUUUGUUUGUCUGUAUUGGUGCCAGAGUGUCAUUUAACAUUUUAUGUUGAUCUGAAACAGGCGCUGAUGAAAUGCUCUUUUAAAACAUGUAUCAGAAAAAGUGAAAAUGAAAAAAUACAAUGGAGAAUCCUUUUUUUUCAAA
Messenger RNA from Thunnus maccoyii (southern bluefin tuna), 4815 nucleotides. RefSeq names its product ubiquitin specific peptidase 3 (gene usp3). Gene Ontology annotation, molecular function: cysteine-type deubiquitinase activity; zinc ion binding. The transcript is spliced from 15 exons. Gene Ontology annotation, biological process: protein deubiquitination. Gene Ontology annotation, cellular component: cytoplasm. The record is from RefSeq and is a predicted model, not a curated record. Bases 1506 to 3377 code for a protein of 623 amino acids. Lineage: Eukaryota; Metazoa; Chordata; Actinopteri; Scombriformes; Scombridae.